GCAGCUUCAGCUCCGUUAGCAUCGGGAGCUAAUCCUGCUAACGGCUAGCGGCUAGUGGCGCUAUGAUGGCGGAGCUGGUGCAGGGACAGGCCUCGAUGAACCAGCCGGGGCUGAAGUCUGACGGCCUGGCCGAUGUCUUACAGAGGGCCCGGCAGAUGGUGGGGAAGAUGGGAGGAGAAGCCAUGUCCCACCUCAACAGCUCCUCAGGAGGUGUUGAGCCUUCGCUGUACUACCCCGGCCAGAAGAGACCUGGAGAGGAUGGAGUAGGUAACCAGCUCGCAGCCAUGGGCCAUCAAAGCAGGGUAAUCACAGAGGAUUACAAGGUUCCCGACAGAAUGGUGGGCUUCAUUAUCGGUAGAGGAGGAGAACAGAUCACCAGGAUCCAGCUGGAGUCGGGUUGUAAGAUCCAAAUCGCUGCUGACAGUGGAGGUCUGAUGGAGCGGCCAUGUUCCCUGACUGGAACUCCAGAGAGCAUUGAGCAGGCGAAGCGGCUGCUGGUCCAGAUCGUGGACCGCUGUAGAAACGGUCCUGGUUUCCAUGGCGACGGGGAGGGCGGGGCCUCGGUGCAGGAGAUGCUGAUCCCGGCCAGCAAGGUGGGGCUGGUGAUUGGCCGAGGAGGAGACACCAUCAAACAGCUGCAGGAGCGAGCCGGGGUGAAGAUGAUGAUGAUCCAGGACGGUCCGAUGCCGACAGGAGCCGACAAACCUCUUCGCAUCUCUGGAGACCCGUACAAAGUGCAGGCGGCCCGGGAGCUGGUGUUGGAGGUGAUCCGGGAGAAGGACGGAGAUUUCAGGUCGGGACGUAACGACUUCAGCGCCCGACUGGGAGGAACCAGCCUGGACGUUCCAGUUCCACGGUUUGCUGUUGGCAUUGUGAUUGGCAGAAACGGAGAAAUGAUCAAGAAGAUCCAGAAUGAUGCCGGAGUCCGAAUCCAGUUUAAAACAGAUGACGGCAUCAGUCCGGAGCGUGUUGCCAUGGUGAUGGGUCAGCCGGACCGCUGUCAGCACGCUGUCCACCUCAUCAACGAGCUCAUCCAGACCGCUCAGGAGCGUGACGGUUUUGGCUCCGCCCUGCGAGGUGGGCGGGUCAGAGGGCGAGGUGAUUGGACGAUGGGUUCACCUGGUCCUCUUCAGGAAGUCACCUACACCAUCCCUGCUGACAAGUGUGGCCUGGUCAUUGGCAAAGGUGGAGAAACCAUAAAGAGUAUUAACCAGCAGUCUGGAGCUCACGUGGAGCUGCAGAGGAAUCCUCCACCCUCCACCGACCCCAACACCAGGGUCUUCACCAUCAGAGGCACCGCCCAGCAGAUGGACCUCGCCCGCCAGCUCAUAGACGACAAGAUCGGGGGUUCAGGGAUCAUGAGUAACGGAGGGUUUGGCUUCAGUCCCUUCGCCCAGGGUCCUGCUGCUCACCAGAACUGUGGUAGCGGGCAGACCUUCCUGACGGGAGUUUGGGGAAACACCUACCAGACCAGCUGGCAGAACCCUGGACAACAAGACCCUGGUCACAGUGUGGCUCAGACAGGACAGAUGGACUACUCUAAGGCAUGGGAGCAGUACUAUAAGAAGCUAGGUCAGCAGAACCAGCCUCAGAGCUUGAUGACAGACUACAGUAAGGCCUGGGAGGACUACUACAAGAAACAGAGCCAGUCGUCCCAGCAGAGUUCGGUGCCAGACUACACUGCAGCAUUAGCAGAAUACUACAGACAGCAGCCCUACCUGUGGAACCCCGCCCAGAUACAGGAUCACUAGAGGCUCCUCCCCUCGCCGGCGAAGGCCUCGGAUGGUCGUCAACGGCAACCGAAUCGGGGUUUCCUAGCAACGCUCUGCCGCUUCCUCCUUCCUUUUUGUAGAGAAAAACUAAGGAUUAACUGAAAAAUCACGAACUCUUUUCUUUCUGUUUUUUAACCUUACAAAGUCGAUAUUUUGUCGGGCGGAUUUUUUUGGACUAGCCUCUGGUCUCUCCACAUGUAGACCUGGUUUUUCUUUUUGUUUUUUAUCAAACUUGAACUUAAAGAUGUAUCAGUGUGGCUUUGAACAAAACAAGUCCAGUAUAAUCUAUAUUUUGUCUAGUUUUAUUUUCCGAUAAGAAAACGGUAUAAGGCUUAGCAGUCUUGAGUAAGAAAAUCAGAUAUUAUUAUUAUUAUUUUGUUUAUGAUAAUGUUUUAAAGCAUGCGUCAGAUUGUGUGUUGACUCUCAGUUUUGUUUUGUUUUUUAUUUUGGCAUAGCAAUAUUUUAAUAGCGUCGGAUGGAAAUGUAAUGUUUUACCGUCAGAGACUGUUUUUUGUACUAAAUCUGUGCUCGCUGGGUCUGUUUGUUCUAAUUUUAUCUGUUUAGUCACCAUCUUGGAGGUGCAAUGACGCGUUUCUUGUUUUCUUUUGGUUUGAUGAUAGUUCUUAUUCCUGUAUCUCUAUAGUGAUCUCUAGGUUUUAUGAUAUGUUGAUGAAUAAAUGAUGAUUUAUAUUGGGUUUGUCUAAAGCCAGAUCUCUCUGUGGUCAAACACUUCCUCACAGGGUUUAACCUUCAGCCGACACCACGUUUCCCGCCUCCACUUUCGUUACGAAAAGGCGGGAAAUUGCUAUUUUCUUACAGGGAAACUUUAUUAUUAUUGUUGUAACUUGGUUCUGCAUUUCUGCUUUGCCAAUUUUUUUCUUUUGUGGGAGAAAUGUUUGCCACUGAACAAUGAAGUUAAAGAUUCUAUUAGCAGUGUGUUAGCUUCGCUAGCAUGUUAGCUAAAUGCACUAGUUCACUGAUUGUUAACAGAAAGGUGUGCGUUACCUCAGCUGUGGGUUAGCUGAAUGAAUGUUUCUGUUAGCUGCAAGCUGUGCUUUAUUAGCUGAGUGGUGCCUGAUAGCUGAAUGCUAACGGAUAGCUGAAUGCUAACAGAAAAGAUGUGCUGUCUGGAACUUAUGCUAGGUGUUGAAUGUUGGUGUUUUUUACUGAAUAUACGUGUGACAUAUGUUAAGCUAAAUGAACAUGGUAACUGAACUGUUAGUUUGUCUGGUGUGUAGACGUUAGUGAAACAUGUGCGCUAACUCGGUGAUCUACUGCAUUCAGCUAAAUUUGACAGACCAUAAAUAGUGAAUUAUUCCAUCUUACUGUUUACCAAACUGGAGACAAAAUGGCUGCAAAGAACCUCUGCUGGUGUUAGCAGCAAAAUAUUAGCAUUAGUUCAAUCAAUUCUACUAACUAAGCUAAAUUUGACUUCCUAGCAAAUUGCGAAAAACAAUGUAAAGUAACUUUUCAACCCAAAAUUCAUCUGUUUAGUUUAACUAGCAUCAAAUAAACAUCAGAGAAUUUAGCAGUGGCUGAGUGUUCAUUGGUAAGACCAUAGAGAAAACAGUAUAUUGUAGCUAAGUAAGGCUGAAUUUCACUUAGAAAUGUUAGCGGAAUGAAUGUUCUUACUGAACUUUUUUCAAUUUGUUUUGUAGCCGUUAGCUAGUAGUCGGCGCUAACUUAACUUUGCAAUAUGCCGCUCUCACGGCAUAUCACACUGACAGUAAAUAGCAAUAAAAAACAUUUACAUCAGCCAGAGAGUUAAAAUUAUGAAUUUCACACUGCUAAACAAAAUGGCUGCAAAAAAUGACUUAUGUUAGCAACGAAAUAUUAGCACUAAUACAAUCAGUUCUACUAAUUAAUCUAAUUUGACUUGCUAACAAACUGCCAGAAACUCUAAAUAUCCGUUGGUCUAGUUUAGCUAGUAUUAAUUAAAAAGUUACCGUUAACUGAAUGUUCGUUAGCUAUCAGAUAGAAAACCGUUUGUUGUAGCGUCAUGGUGCUAAAUGUGUGCUAGCUGUAUGGCGUGUGAUAUUAGCACUGGACUAUGCUUCUCAAACAUGUACAGUUGUGUUGCUAUUUUAUAUUUGCACAAAUGUAAAUGCAUUUUUUCCGUAUCGAUCCCAGCAAAAUUUUUGGAUCUACUGGUUAGCUUGCUUAGCGUUAGCGUGUUUGUUAGCGUUACAGGUAAUAUCCUCUGAAAUUCACAGACACCUAUCUUUGUAUUAGUGUAAUUUCUAGCUUUAGCUGUGUGUUAGCGUCGUGUGCGUCAGCCGGACAUUGUGUGUGUUGGCUUAAUGUUGUGUAUAUGCUAAGGCUGGAUUAUGCUAGCUAAUUUAAAUUAUUGCACUUGUAGGUCUGUGUGCUAGCAUCAAUUUACAGACUCGUGUCUUCAUUGGCGUGAAAUUCCAGCUGGUGCCGUGUGUUUGUUAGCUGAGCGUUGUGUGUGUUGGCAGAACAUUGCGUUAGCUAGCCAAACGUUGUGUUUGCUAGCGCUGUGUUUGUUAGUUGAGGGUUGUGUUUGUUAGCAUUGUGUUUGCUAGCUGAGCGCUGUGUUUGCUAGUGUUGUGUUUGUUAGCUGAGCGCUGUGUUUGCUAGCGUUGUUUGCUAGCGCUGUUUGCUAUCUGAGGAUUGUGUGUGCUAGCGUUGUGUUUGCUAUCUGAGGGUUUUGUUUGCUAGCAUUGAUUGCUAGCGCUGUGUUUGCUAGCAGUGUGUUUGUUAGUGCUGUUUGCUAGCGUUGUAUUUGCUAGCUUUGUGUUUGCUAGCGUUGUGUUUGUUAGCGCUGUGUUUGUUAGCGCUGUGUUUGCUAGCGUUCCGUGUCGGACCACAGAGAGGCUUGUCUUUUGCUGCUGAGGGACUUCUGGCAGUUGUUGAGUUUUGAAUCAGUGGUUUUGCUUCCUGUAUGUAUGACGAUGAUAAUAAUUAUGAUGAUAAUAAUGCGUUCUCCUGUUUGGUGGUCUAUUUAAAUCUGUUUAUCCACUUCUGAAUAUUCAGUUUGUCAGUGAGAUGAUGGUUUGUGUAAAUUUCCACUCUCUGGCGGGUGCUCUCCAGUUAAAAAUGUUCUUUGUUAUCCUGUUAAAAAUGAUAUUGUUUAAUUCACAUGUUGUGUCGAACCGAUUUUCAAAGAGAAGCUGAGUGUGUGUUAUAUUCUCAAGACUGCUAGGCUAACUGUUUCCAUAUCUUCUCCGUAUUCAUCUGUCUGUUCGGACACCGCCACGCUAACAAGCUGCCGUCCGACACGCGUGUAACCGGACCCUGUGACUACAGACGUGUUGGACAUCUGCGGCUUGUUAGCAUAGCGGCUAGCGGGGAGAAGAGCCGUAGUGAAGGGGUUAAAACGCCCCCAGAUUUAUUAAAACCGCCGGGGAGGACGCCGGCCGGGUCUGGUUCCAGGCCUCACCGAGCCUCCCAAAGUCCCAGAACCAGGACCGGACCCGGCCGUCCCCUCCGGCUCAGAUCUUCCUGGUCCCGGUCCUUCAGGGGUGCGGGAGCUUUUGGUUUCAUGGUUUCUGUUGUUUUUCUAAUGGACACACGUCCGAACUGUAACCUGCAGAUUUUUCUAUUAGAUUCUAUUGACAGAUAGAGUUGUGUAUGAACCUAAGCCACGAGACUGUCGGUGGCCGAGGAUGAGGAGGGUGAUGAUGAUGAUUAACAUGAGGGCUAAUAAACAGGCUCAUUCUUUCUGA
This is a messenger RNA of Amphiprion ocellaris (clown anemonefish), 5461 nucleotides long. Its product is annotated as far upstream element-binding protein 3-like. Bases 63 to 1751 code for a protein of 562 amino acids. The record is from RefSeq and is a predicted model, not a curated record. Gene Ontology annotation, cellular component: cytoplasm; nucleus. NCBI's taxonomy places the organism in Eukaryota, Metazoa, Chordata, Actinopteri, Pomacentridae. Gene Ontology annotation, biological process: regulation of DNA-templated transcription. The transcript is spliced from 19 exons. Gene Ontology annotation, molecular function: mRNA binding.